CUCUCUCUCUCUAAAUCGGAGCUAUAUUGUAUGGCCGCCAAUUCGCAGAGUAGGGGACUCGUGGGCAUCGGGAAGCGUUUCGUUAACCAGAUCCGUGCCGGAAGCUCUCGCGAUCCAUUUCAGUCUCCUUCACACUCUCUCAGGAGGGCUGUGCAUGGUUCAGUGUACGAUAAGAACCUGGACGAACAGGUCCAUCCAACCGUGGUCCCGGACGAUGUAAUCAAGCCUCAAUCCGACAAAUACUGGGCUCCGCACCCACAAACAGGGGUAUUUGGCCCAGCCACCGAGCAAAACCGAGCUGCAGGCUUCCACUCCACUGUGAAUGGUGGUGAGGAUUCAGUGUUGGAGCAGAAGGCCUUCUUCCGCCCCCUCGAAGAUUUGGACAAGCCCUCCCAACCUUGACACAAAGCAAAGGAAUAGACUGUCCUCUGAUACCAAUAUAUUGGAGAACAGAGGACAGUUAAGCAACUGUUACAAGUAUUGUCAAGUAGAAUAAUUAUAUAUAAUAGUAUCAAGAGUGCAACAGAAAUAACACUGGUUUUUAUGUGCAGCAAGCUAAAGCAGGUGAAGAGAAUAUACGAGUCUUGUGUUAUGUAAGGUUAUGUACUUAUGGAGGCAUGUUGUUAUGGCAUGCACUAUGGUUUUCUUGGCUAUAAAAACACUUGGUUAGACCUAUAUAUGAUUGUCUCACCUUUAUUUGA
Messenger RNA from Camellia sinensis, 701 nucleotides. The record is from RefSeq and is a predicted model, not a curated record. NCBI's taxonomy places the organism in Eukaryota, Viridiplantae, Streptophyta, Magnoliopsida, Ericales, Theaceae.